UUGUGUGAGGUUGGCAGACGUAACACAGACAGCCAAUGAUUGCGCAGUAAGCAGGAAUGACGUCACUAUCAGAGACACAAAUAAAAAUAACCACAUUUGUGGUUAUCAAUAGGGCCUUUAGCUAUGAAUAAAUGAAAUGGGUAUAAAGAAGUGAAACAACUAGGAUAAAUAAUACAUUUAUGCAGUCCAUUUGCGUAAUAACUAACACCGUGUAUACAUCAGCUACUUUGAUUCUUGACAAAGUUAGUCCUAACAUAACCUAAAUAGUCAGAAAAUGUCUGGACAUCAGUUGACGGUGGCGGAUGGAGCGUAUCGUGUGAUACAAGUUCCUGCGAGCAGCAAGCCGAGCGAAGUGGUGUUCGUGGUGGUCGGAGACGGGCCCGGGAAUGGAUUUUUGCGGGCGGGCAGCGCUCCUGAGACUGCGGCCACGGGGGCCGACCCGGGGCGCGGCGAGGCCCGAGGGGUGUCCCCAGUGGCUUCGAGCGAGAGUGGCGGGCCUGCGGGCGGAAACGCGGGCAGAGUGCCCGGGAGCGUGGGAAACAUGCCGUCCGGUGGCUCUGGCCCGACGACAUCCCCGAAGAGGCCGACUCCCCGGCCGGCGAGACGAGACCAGCCGGCAGAGCUGUUGAUAGACAACCAACUGCUCUCCUUCAUGAUCGAGAACGACAUAGGCGGCGUGACAAACCAGAUAAGCGGCGGGAUCUUGUGGCCCUUGAACGUGGGCAACGGGCACAGCCCGGACGGCCUCGCGGAGAACGGCUCGGCCCGAGAGAAGUUCGCGUGUCCGCUGUGCGCUGCGGAGUUCGCAAGCAGCCAGGCGCUCGGCGGCCACAUGAACAAGCACUCCGCCGCGAGCCGCCAGGCCAGGCUCGAGAAGCAGAGCGGCCUCGACGCGCACGGCAAGCAGUUCUCCCUGACGUGCCGCCUCUGCCCGGCCGAGUUCUCGACCCGGGAGCAGCUGUGGGCCCACACGCCGAGCCACGGGCGCACCAAGGCGUUCGCCUGCACGCUGUGCCCCGAGACGUUCACCCUGAAGUCGUCGCUGAUGGUGCACAUGAGGCGGCACACGGGGGAGAGGCCCUACCAGUGCCCGCUGUGCGGCGCGAGGUUCACGCAGGCCGGUGCGCUCAGGACGCACGUGCGGGCGCACGGCGAGAAGAAGCACGCGUGCACGGCGUGCCCCGCCCGGUUCCACCGCAAGAGCUUCCUGGACACGCACGCGCGCACGCACACGGGGGAGAAGCCGUUCCUGUGCUCGGAGUGCGGGGCCGCGUUCCCGCACCGCAACAACCUGCUGGCGCACGCCAGGCGCCACAGCGACCAGAAGCCCUUCCUGUGCGAGCGGUGCCCCGCGAGGUUCGCCCGGCGCGGGUACCUGGACGCCCACCGCCGCGCCCACGACGGCCGGAGGCCCUUCGAGUGCGCGGCGUGCGGCUCAGCGUUCUCCCAGAAGCAGUGCCUGGCCAAGCACCUGCUGCUGCACUCGGGCGAGCGGCCGCACGCCUGCUCGCUGUGCCCCGCCGCCUUCGCGCAGAAGUCCUCGCUCACCUUGCACGUGCGGUCGCACACGGGCGAGAAGCCGUACCGCUGCCCGUCCUGCCCCGGCGUCUUCAUGGCCCGGAGCGGCCUGAACCGGCACGUGCGGCGCAGGCACGCGCCCAAGUCCACCUUCUCCUGCCCGCUGUGCCCCACGGCCACGUUCAGCGCGGAGAACAUCAAGCGACACAUCAGGUCCCACAUCAUUUAAUACCUUGCAAAUACCUUACAGAUACCUUGCAGAUACAUUGAUCAUUUAAUACCUUGCAAAUACAUUAGAGAUACCUUGCAGAUACAUUGAUCAUUUAAUACCUUACAAAUACCUUGCCAAUACAUUGAUCAUUUAAUACCUUACAAAUACCUUGCAGAUACAUUGAUCAUUUAAUACCUUACAAAUACCUUGCAGAUACAUUGAUCAUUUAAUACCUUGAAAAUACCUUGCAGAUACAUUGAUCAUUUAAUACCUUGAAAAUACCUUGCAGAUACAUUGAUCAUUUAAUACCUUGCAGAUACAUUGAUCAUUUAAUACCUUGCAAAUACCUUGCAGAAACAUUGAUCAUUUAAUACCUUACAGAUACCUUGCAGAUACAUUGAUCCUUUAAUACCUUGCAGAAACAUUGAUCAUUUAAUACCUUGCAAAUACAUUAGAGAUACCUUGCAGAUACAUUGAUCAUUUAAUACCUUGCAAAUACAUUGGAGUCCUACUAGUCCGAAAAUCCGGCUAAUCCGAACAAGUUUAGGGCAUAUAGACAGACACACACACACACACACACACACAUACACACACGCGCACACGCACAGACACACCUAUGUAUUUAGUUAUCAUGUAACAUAGCCUGUAAUAUUUUUACAAGCAUGAAAUCACUAAAAUGUCGAUAAUUUGAUCAAGACAUCAAAAUUAAUUUUUUAAAUUACUAAAAAUUAUUUAUAUUUAUUUAAAAAAAAAUGAUUUUGAGAUCUGGAUCCAGUCAUCAACAUUUUAGUGAUUUCUUGCCUUGUACAAGUUUUAUAGGCUGUGUUAGAUGAUAACUAAAUGUUUACAGAGAUAUAUUUUACUACAUUGCAGUGUCGUUACAAAUCAAUUUUUACCAAGCAACAACAAAAGCUUUCAAAACUUGUUUGUACCCUUGAUUCCUUGCCCGAUGUUCCCUGAAAGUUCCGCCAGCUACUUUUGCGUCUGUUUCUCAGUUUGAUGACAAGAAGACUCAAUCCUGGAAUAGUCCGGAGUUGUUUUUUUUCCUUAGUAAAAAUUGGUAAACUUUGUGAAACUUA
Bacillus rossius redtenbacheri is the source of this 2808-nucleotide messenger RNA. Its product is annotated as zinc finger protein OZF-like. The transcript is spliced from 4 exons. Bases 275 to 1747 code for a protein of 490 amino acids. The record is from RefSeq and is a predicted model, not a curated record. Lineage: Eukaryota; Metazoa; Arthropoda; Insecta; Phasmatodea; Bacillidae.